CUUUCAAACACGCUCCCAACAGCCCGCCACUCCACUAAACCCAGAAUAAAACCCUAUGAUCGUUUCUCUCGUUCGCGCACUCUAUAGCUAAUAGUUUUUAUUUGAAAUUUUGACUCUCCUCCUCUCUCAUACCAGGGCUUCAAUUUUGGGCCUGAAAGUCAAGUUGAGGUUUUAAAAUCGUUUUUCAGUUCAUAGUUUGAUUAUAGGGUUUUGUACUCCGAAGUUAGAAAGAAGAUGGCGUGGGAAGACGAGGUUGUCCUCCGAGAUGUCAUGAAUGCAGGGCUUGUCGUGAGCGACCGCAUCGGCCGGGAAGCUGCAGCGCAGCUGGACCUUGAAGAAUCCCUUGAAGCUGCGAGAUACGCUAGUCAUCCCUAUUCAACUCACCCUAGAGAGUGGCCUCCUUUGGUUGAGGUAGUGGAUACUAGGGAGUUGCCGCCUGUGCUUAUUGAAAGAUACAAUAUAGCUGGUGGAGAAGGAACUGCUUUAUGUGGAAUAUUUCCAGAGAUACGCAGAGCAUGGGCUUCAGUAGAUAACUCUCUGUUUCUUUGGCGUUUUGAUAAAUGGGAUGGCCAAUGCCCUGAAUAUAGUGGGGAUGAACAAGCCAUAUGUGCUGUUGGCCUUGCCAAAUCUAAACCUGGCGUUUUUGUUGAGGCUAUCCAAUAUCUUUUAGUCUUAGCAACUUCUUGUGAGUUGAUUCUUGUAGGAGUAUGCUGCUCUGGAAGGGGUGAUGGAACAGAUCCAUAUGAAGAGGUUUCUCUACAGCCUUUGCCAGAAUAUACAAUACCAUCUGAUGGAGUCACCAUGACUUCUGUUGCUUGUACUGACAAGGGUCUUAUUUUCCUUGCGGGUCGAGAUGGACACAUUUAUGAGAUGCAGUACACAUCUGGAUCAUUAUGGCAUAAGCGUUGUCGUAAAGUGUGCCUUACUGCAGGAUUGGGUAGUGUUAUUUCCAGGUGGGUUGUACCAAAUGUGUUCAAGUUUGGAGCUGUUGACCCCAUUGUUGAAAUGGUUGUUGAUAAUGAAAGACAUUUUCUAUAUGCACGAACUGAGGAUAUGAGACUACUGGUUUUUGUUUUGGGGCCAACUGGAGAUGGUCCGCUUAGGAAAGUUGCAGAAGAAAGGAAUUUGAUUAACCAGAGGGAUGCACACUAUGGAGUUAGACAACCAGUUGGAUCAAGAGGAUCCAAUCGAUCAGCAAAGCCAUCUAUAGUUUGCAUCUCACCUUUGUCUAUGCUGGAGUCAAAAUGUCUCCACCUUGUGGCUGUUUUAUCAGAUGGAAGAAGAAUGUACCUUUCCACUUCUCCAUCUAGUGGAAAUAGUGGUGCUGUUGGAGCUUUGGCUGGAUUUAAUACCAACCAUCGUAGGCCAAGCUGUUUAAAAGUUGUGACAACCAGGCCUUCUCCUCCUUUAGGUGUCAGUAGUGGACUUGCUUUUGGAGCUAUUUCCCUUGCUGGUAGAUCUCAAAGUGAGGAUCUCUCAAUGAAGGUUGAAACAGCAUAUUAUUCUUCUGGAAUUCUUCUCCUCUCUGAUUCAUCACCACCAACUAUGUCUUCUCUUCUGAUGGUGAGCCGUGAUUCAAGCACACAAUCAUCUCUGUCAAGUAGUUUAGGGACAAGUGCCAGGAGUUCACGGGCAUUACGGGAAUGUGUAUCGUCCCUCCCUGUUGAAGGUAGAAUGCUUUUUGUGGCUGAUGUUUUACCUUUCCCAGAUACGGCAGCCGUCGUGCAGUCACUUUAUUCAGACUUGGAGUUCUCUGGGUUUGAAAGCACUGGGGAGUCCUGUGAGAAGACCUCUGUUAAACUAUGGGCUAGAGGUGACCUCUCAACCCAACAUAUUUUACCGAGGAGGAGAAUUGUUGUAUUCAGUACCAUGGGAAUGAUGGAAGUAGUUUUCAAUAGGCCUGUGGACAUUCUAAGACGGUUGUUGGAGUCCAACUCACCAAGGUCAAUUUUAGAAGAUUUUUUCAAUCGUUUCGGAGCUGGAGAGGCAGCUGCAAUGUGUUUAUUGCUUGCUUCAAAGAUAGUCCAUUCUGAUAAUCUCAUUAGCAAUAUUGUUUCUGAGAAGGCGGCUGAGGCAUUUGAAGACCCAAGAGUUGUUGGAAUGCCUCAACUUGAAAGUAGUAGUGCACUUUCAAACACUAGAGCGGCGGCUGGGGGGUUCAGUAUGGGACAGGUUGUUCAAGAGGCUGAGCCCAUUUUUUCAGGUGCGCAUGAAGGACUCUGCAUAUGCUCAUCAAGGUUGCUUUUCCCUAUUUGGGAACUUCCUGUUAUGGUUGCAAAAGGUGGUUUAGAUGCCUCUGAUGCUAUGUCCGAAAAUGGGGUAAUUGUAUGCAGACUGUCUAUUGAGGCAAUGCAAGCCCUUGCAAAUAAAAUUCGUUCCUUAGAGAAGUUUCUGAGGUCUAGAAGGAACCAGAGAAGGGGACUGUAUGGCUGUGUUGCUGGUAUGGGAGACUCGACUGGCUCCAUUCUAUAUGGAACUGGUUCAGAUUUAGGUUCUGGGGACAGGAGUAUGUUAAGAAACUUAUUUGGCGCUUAUCGGAAUGUUGAGUCUGGUGAUGGCAGGGUGUCUAAUAAGAGGCAGCGGCUUCCAUUUAGUCCUGCAGAACUGGCUGCCAUGGAGGUUAGGGCUAUGGAAUGCAUCAGACAGUUGCUUCUUAGAUCCAGUGAAGCUCUGUUUUUGCUUCAACUUCUUUCCCAGCAUCAUGUAACUCGUUUGGUUCAGGGUUUUGAUGCUAACCUUCGGCAGGCAUUAGUUCACUUGACAUUCCAUCAACUAGUUUGCUCUGAGGAGGGUGAUCAGCUUGCUACAAGGUUUAUAUCAUCACUGAUGGAGUAUUACACUGGUCCUGAUGGCAGGGGGACCGUGACUGAUAUUAGUGGGAAAUUACGGGAGGGUUGUCCUAGCUAUUACAAGGAAUCGGAUUACAAGUUUUACUUAGCUGUGGAAUAUCUUGAGAGAGCUGCCGUUACUCCUGACACUGAUGAAAGGGAGAGCCUUGCUAGAGAAGCCUUCAAUGUCUUAAGUAAAGUUCCUGAGUCUGCAGAUUUGCGAACUGUUUGCAAACGCUUUGAGGACUUGAGGUUUUAUGAAGCUGUUGUUCGCUUACCUCUGCAAAAGGCACAGGCCCUUGACCCUGCAGGUGAUGCAUUCAAUGAACAUGUUGAUGCAGGGAUUAGGGAACAUGCACUUGCUCAGCUUGAACAGUGCUAUGAGAUAAUCACCAGUGCUUUACGUUCUCUGAAAGGUGAAGCCUCAUCAAGGGAGUUUGGGUCUUCCAUUAAACCUGCAGCACAAUCUGGACUUGAUCAGGCCUCUCGGAAGAAGUACAUAUGUCAGAUUGUUCAGCUUGGUGUCCAAUCCCCUGACACUGUAUUUCAUGAGUAUCUGUACCGUACUAUGAUUGAUUUGGGCCUUGAAAAUGAGCUCCUGGAGUACGGAGGUCCUGAUUUGGUGCCUUUCCUGCAGAGGCCUGGCCGAGAAUCUAUGCAUGAGGUUCGGGCAGUUUCUACGGUUACAUCUGCAACUUCUCUAGUGGGUCAAUCGGGUGCAGCUAUUCCCUCAAAUCAAGUUAAAUAUUUUGACCUUUUGGCACGGUAUUAUGUCUUGAAACGGCAGCAUGUACUCGCAGCUCAUGUGUUGCUAAGGCUGGCAGAAAGGCGUUCGGCUGAUGCAGGGGAUAACCCUACACUUGAGCAAAGGCGUCAAUACCUAAGCAAUGCAGUUUUACAGUCGAAGAAUGCCAGUGACAGUGAUGGGUUAGUAGGUUCUACCCGGGGUGCUUUUGACAAUGGCUUGCUAGACUUGCUUGAAGGGAAGCUUGCCGUUCUUCAAUUUCAGAUAAAGAUCAAAGAUGAGUUAGAGGCUAUGGCUUCAAAAUUAGAAGCUGGCCCUAGUACAUCUGAUGCUCUCCGGAAUGACUCACCUUUCUCUGAUAGUAACCUGAUGUCUGAUAACAAUUUUGCGAAAACUGCAAAGGAAAAGGCAAAAGAACUAGCCUUAGAUAUGAAGAGUAUAAGUCAGCUAUACAAUGAAUAUGCAGUUACCUUUGAGCUUUGGGAGAUAUGUCUAGAAAUACUGUACUUUGCAAAUGUUUCUGGUGAUGCUGAUAGUAGCAUUGUAAGGGAAACGUGGGCUAGACUUAUUGAUCAAGCUCUUUCAAGGGGAGGCAUUGCUGAAGCUUGUUCAGUACUGAAAAGGGUUGGUUCCCAUGUUUAUCCUGGAGAUGGCGCUGUUUUACCUUUAGACACACUCUGUCUUCAUCUUGAAAAGGCUGCACUGGAGAGAUCAGUUUCAGGGGUUGAAUUGGUUGGUGAUGAAGAUGUUGCAAGGGCUCUUCUUGCUGCUUGCAAUGGUGCAACUGAACCUGUAUUGAAUACUUAUGAUCAAUUGCUGUCAAAUGGAGCCAUAUUGCCAUCACCAAUUCUACGGUUACGGCUUCUCCGUUCAGUGCUCGUGGUCCUGCGUGAGUGGGCAAUGUCCAUAUUUGCACAAAGAAUGGGUACGAGUGCUACUGGAGCUUCUCUAAUCUUAGGUGGAACAUUCUCCCUAGAGCAAACGACAGUCGUUAACCAAGGGGUUCGGGAUAGGAUCACAAGUGCAGCGAACAGAUACAUGACUGAGGUGCGGCGGUUGGCCCUUCCACAGAGUCAGACUCAGGCAGUCUACCGAGGUUUUCGUGAGCUUGAAGAAUCAUUAAUAAACCCGUUUUCUUCUGACUGACUUUAAUUGUUUCACAUUCAAUGUAUGAUGGAUGGUGUAUGGAAUGUUAUAUUUGUUUAGCAAAUAUCUGUUGUAUUGAUUCAUAUUAGAUGUCAACAAAAUAAAAUGGCGCACCGGCAUCAGAUGUAACUGUAAGCUCUUUCUUUUUUUUCUUUUUUUUUUUUUCCCGUUGCAUGGUUGGUAAAUGUAACAGUAAGCUUGAUCUUACAGAGGAAUGAGAUAAUAUUCACAGUUGUGCAUGAUUUCUGAGCAAAA
Molecule: messenger RNA, 4974 nt
Organism: Malania oleifera
Lineage: Eukaryota; Viridiplantae; Streptophyta; Magnoliopsida; Santalales; Ximeniaceae
Product: nuclear pore complex protein NUP155
Exons: 13
Coding region: 235-4719 (1494 amino acids)
Biological process (GO): RNA export from nucleus; protein import into nucleus; transcription-dependent tethering of RNA polymerase II gene DNA at nuclear periphery
Cellular component (GO): nuclear pore inner ring; nuclear pore
Molecular function (GO): structural constituent of nuclear pore
Source: RefSeq, a predicted model, not a curated record